Messenger RNA from Centropristis striata (black sea bass), 6145 nucleotides. RefSeq names its product LARGE xylosyl- and glucuronyltransferase 2 (gene large2). Gene Ontology annotation, biological process: protein O-linked glycosylation via mannose. The transcript has 16 exons. Gene Ontology annotation, molecular function: glucuronosyltransferase activity; xylosyltransferase activity. The record is from RefSeq and is a predicted model, not a curated record. NCBI's taxonomy places the organism in Eukaryota, Metazoa, Chordata, Actinopteri, Perciformes, Serranidae. The coding region runs from base 756 to 3008 and encodes 750 amino acids.
GCUUGUCCCGGUGGGGGUGGUGCUGCUGCAGUGUGUGUGUCUCAUUCUUCAGGAGGAGCUGAGCAGAGACAGCGGAGUGUUUCUCCUCUCAGCGCCCGGCUCAUGAAUGAACAACACAUACACACACACUCACACACAGAGACGGGACUGUUGAGACCCGCGGACUCGGUCUGACAGCGGCGCCGUCCUCUCUCCUCCAGCCCGGCCAGGGUGCACCGUCUUCGGGCUGCUCUCUGCGCGGACCCUCUGUGUUCUUCCGGAGCUCCGCCACCUGGCUGCUGGCUGCCCGCCCCGCUCCGCUCCGUGCUCUCUGCAUGUGGGUGUUCGUGUGAGCGUUGGAGGACAGUUUCUCAGAGCUGCUGAGAAACACACACACACACACACACACACACACACACACACACACACACACACCUUGUGGAUUGGAGGCUACGCAGUGUUUCCCCGUGUUUCUGGAUGGAUUUUUGAUGGUUUACAAACCCGCUGGAUUAACAUAUGGACUGACUGAACUACAGUGGAAGUAACAACCUCCAGAUCUACACACACACACACACCACACACACAGGCUGGAUUUUCUCCGGAGGUUCCUGCGACUGAGCUGCUUCUCCUUCACAGUUUUUUUCCCGCUGUGGGAUUUACAUCUGCGAAUCUGAUGAAAGGAUGCUGCAGGGACCUGACGAGGGACUGAGCCCAACCUGAACCCCUCCCCCCUCUCCUCUCCCGACCCUCAGAGCCCUCAGCGCCGCCGUCCCACCAUGAACCUGCUGUGCCGCGGGCGCCUGAAGCUGCUGGUGGCGUCGCUCACGGCUGUCGUGCUGCUCACCUGGCUCUACCUGCUGGCCGGGAACCUGGAGAAUGGCCGCUCCCUCCUCCUGGCUCCCUGUCUGGCCGACACACCGGCGGCUCAGGUCCUGGAGCGAGCCGUGCUGGAGUCUCGGGUCCGAGAGGUGGAGGAAGAGAACCGGCAGAUCCGGCUGCAGCUCAGCCAAUCACAGGGCACCGCCGCCCAGCCACAGGAGGGUAACUACGGCAACCAGCAGUGGGGAGCAUCCGCUGACACGGGACCCGAGGAUGGGGACAACACGGCCGAGGAGAAGAACAACCACACGGAGUGUCCUCGAUCGCCCACCGUCCAGAAGUGUGAGCUCAUCCAUGUAGCGUGCGUUUGUGCCGGUCACAAUGCCAGCAGAGACGUGGUCACGCUGGUCAAGUCCAUCCUCUUUCACAGGAGAAAUCCUCUCCACUUUCACUUCAUCACCGACACAGUAGCCAAUCGGAUCCUGAGCUCUCUGUUCCAGUCCUGGAUGGUCCCCUCGGUGCAGGUCAGCUUCUAUGACGCAGAUGAACUCAAGUCCGAGGUGUCGUGGAUACCCAACAAGCAUUACUCAGGUAUUUACGGCUUGAUGAAGCUGACGCUAACCAAAGCUUUGCCCUCAGACCUGAGCAAGGUCAUCGUCCUCGACACUGACAUCACUUUCGCCACCGACAUCGCCGAGCUCUGGGGCAUCUUCAGGAAGUUCACUGAUAAGCAGGUGAUCGGCCUGGUGGAGAACCAGAGCGACUGGUACCUGGGGAACCUGUGGAAGAACCACAAACCGUGGCCGGCGCUGGGACGAGGCUUCAACACGGGCGUCAUCCUGCUGUACCUGGAGCGGCUGCGGCGGAUCGGCUGGGAGCAGAUGUGGCGGCUGACGGCCGAGAGGGAGCUGAUGAGCAUGCUCAGUACGUCUCUGGCAGAUCAGGACAUCUUCAACGCCUUCAUCAAGCAGAACCCGGUCCUGGUGCACCAGCUGCCCUGCUUCUGGAACGUCCAGCUGUCGGAUCACACUCGCUCCGAGCAGUGCUACACCGAGGUGUCCGACCUCAAGGUGAUCCACUGGAACUCUCCAAAGAAGCUCAGAGUGAAGAACAAACAUGUGGAGUUCUUCAGGAACCUCUACCUGACCUUCCUGGAGUACGACGGGAACCUGCUGAGGCGAGAGCUGUUCGGCUGCCCGAGUCAGGCCAGUCCGGAGAGCGCCCAGCUGCAGGCAGCGCUGGAGGAACUGGACGAGGACGAUCAGUGCUAUGACUUCCGGCGGGAGCGACUCACCGUGCACAGAGUGCACCUGUACUUCCUGCAGUACGAGUACACGCCCACAGGGGACGACACCGACAUCACGUUGGUGGCUCAGCUCUCCAUGGACAGGCUGCAGAUGCUCGAGGCCAUCUGUAAGCACUGGGAGGGUCCCAUCAGCCUGGCGCUCUACAUGUCCGACGCCGAGGCUCAGCAGUUCCUGCGUUAUGCUCAGGCCUCUGAGGUCCUCAAGAACCGAAAGAACGUCGGCUACCACAUCGUCUACAAGGAGGGCCAGUUCUACCCCGUCAACCUGCUGAGGAACGUGGCCCUGAAGAAUGCCAACACGCCCUAUGUGUUCCUGACCGACGUGGACUUCCUGCCAAUGUACGGCCUCUACGAUUACCUCAGGAGGUCUGUGGUGCAGCUGGACAUGGCUAACACUAAGAAGGCUCUGGUGGUUCCAGCCUUCGAGACGCUUCGUUACCGUCUGAUCUUUCCCAAAUCCAAAACCGACCUGCUCCCCUUGCUGGACGACGGGAUUCUCUACACCUUCAGGUUUCACGUGUGGCCUAGAGGUCAUCUUCCCACCGACUAUGCCAAAUGGCGAACAGCCACCACAUAUUAUAAGGUGGAGUGGGAGCGGGACUUUGAGCCGUACGUGGUGGUGAGUCGGGACUGUCCAGAGUACGAUCAGCGAUUCGUGGGCUUCGGCUGGAACAAGGUGUCCCACAUCAUGGAGCUGGACGCUCAGGAGUACGAGCUGGUGGUGCUCCCCAACGCCUUCAUGAUCCACAUGCCCCACGCCCCCAGCUUCGACAUCUCUAAGUUCCGCUCCAGCUCCAGCUACCGCAACUGUCUGAACACCCUGAAGGAGGAGUUCCACCAGGACCUGUCCAGGAAGUACGGCUCGGCGGCGCUCAAGUACCUGAAGGCUCAGAGGAACAUCUAAAGAACCCAGCUGCUGAGAGCCGGCGAGUCCGUCAGCCUCCGAGCUCCUGACUGACGGAGGAGGCCCGAGAGCUCGGACACGAACUGACGCAGCUCUGCGUCGCGGGCCGCCUCGCCGCACGGCGCAAACACUGACGGUAAAGCUUUACAGCCCUUUGGAACUUUCUUGGGCUCCUGUGCAUUAAUUCUCCAGUCGACUCCACCUCAAAGUGACGAGGACGAGACGCAGAGACGAAAACCCGGAUGGAGGGACGGCUGGCUGGGCUGAGAGGGCAGACACUGACAGGACUAGCUUUAAGGCCGGGAAAUAACAACCAUAUUCUUACAACUUGUUCUGACAAUCAGGGCUUUUUUCCAGAAGACACACAAUGAGAAAGUCUGUGCACGCGGACACCUGGACGCGACGGGACCUGUGUCCUUCCUGGGAAAGAUUUAAAAGAGAAGACUAUAUUUGAAUCAUGUCUGAGGCCAGUCGAACUGGAGAAAGAUUUAAGCCUUAUCACUUUCCAUGGUAUUUACUGAGAUAUUUAAUAUUUUCUUUCUUUCCUUUUUUUCAGUGUAAAUCAGAACCAAUGAAUAACCAACAUUGGCAUUUACAAUGUUUUGAUUACGACUUUACAUAAGAAUCAGUUUAUUUUUUCCUUUCUAUAUUUUCUGACCUCUUGAAAAGAAAAUCCAUCUUGUCCCGGGCGAAUAAUUUCAGAUUUUCUGUGAGCUUCAGGGAUGUGCUUUGUGUGUGUGUGUGUGUGUGUGCGUGUGUGCGCGUGUGUGUGAUCCAGCUGCAUCAUAUGGCUCGUCUUCAAGCUUACUGAUUGUCGUCGAUGUCAUUCUGGCUUUUUGUCUUGAUCACAUAUUUGUUUGCAUGUAAAGAGUUGCACUACAUGUUUUCCCGUGAGAAAAUAAUCUUUUUUUGUUUGUUUUUUCCAACAUUCAUCAAAUCAAAUCUAUUAAUGAUAAGAGACCUAUCAUUACUGAUUGGGACCAACUCACCUGACCACUACUGAUACCUGACAGUGAGUUGUUGUUGAUGAAGCUCUUCGCUCUGAAAUUAAACUGCAACUUUUUGGACGAAGAGCAGGAGCUGAUUUACUUUCUCGUGUUUGUGCCGUUUCAUCUCUAAAGAGUCUGAUCACUGGAUAAAUGUGCCAUCUACUGUUCCCCUCACCCUACCCUGCUUUUAUUUUGGAAAGUCCAACUGAAAUAACAAAUCCAUAUCUGUCUGCAGUCAUUUAGUUAUAGAUGAGAGUUUUCUUUUGCGCUCCUUUAGCCUCCUAACCAAAACAAACAAAAAUUAGCACAUUAAUACAGAAUCUGUAGCUACGGGACAAUAUUUUAGUAUCAGAAGCGUUGUGGUUUUGCAUUAAGGCAGAGUUUAAUCAAUAUUAUCCAUGUGGAGAGUAAAAGACGCAGAUUGGCUAAUGCUGAUGACUUAGCUUUUUUAAAAAUGAUCUGCAUUUAUAUUAGGGUUGGGCGAUUUGGCCCUAAAAGAACAUUACGAUAUUCCAGGGUAUUUUUGUGCAAACGAUAUUCUUGAUAAUAUUAGAAAAUACUAAGGAACAUAUAGAGCAUUUGACUUCUUAAGUCUGUAUAAAUAAAUAAAAACUCAUAAAUCUCAAAUGUAGUGUAAAGUGCAAAUCUCAACAGUUAUCAAAUACAAAAACUUUACUCUUGACUAGAAAAAUGGAAGUAUUAGUUAGGUAAUUAAUGGGAAACCCUUACACAUCCACAUCAAGAGUAGGAAUUUUGACAAUAUCGCAAUAUGCAUUUUUUUUAUCAUAUAAAAAUUAUUCCAGCAUUAUCAUGAAGGAUACAAUAUGGCACACCUGUAAUUUAUAUUCAGAUAUCCGUUUAUAGGGAUAUGCCAUGCAGAAAUGUCGUGUGAACUUAAAACACGUACAGAAAAUACCAAUUAAGUUGCUAAUUGGACUUUAAACAAAUGUCAGGUUCCCAUUCAAGUCAAAGAGAAUUUUGAAGUGAAAUUCUGAAAUGUGGCAUUAAAGGGAAUGUGAAUUAGUGAAAUUCUAUCAGCUGGUUUAGAACGAAUAAAGAAAGCUGCAGUAACAUACUUUGGUCAGAAGAUGGCAGUGUAAUGUAGCUGUAGGCUAGCAGACAUAACUUGGCGGAAACUUAACAUAAUUUAGCUUCUUCUUCUUUAAACAGCUGAUUGGUCAGUUGAGUUAAAUGUUCACUACGUUACGUUACUAUUUAAAAAGGAAAAAAAAGAAGACAAAAAGACCUCAAAUGAGUGUAGAAACUUUCAUGCACAUUUUCGAGUUUCCGUCAAAUUUUUCUCAUGAGAAUCUUCCAAAUUAGUUAAUGGAAACUGAUGGGUUCCAAGAUUAUUAGCCUCCAAAACCAAUGGCGACAAGAAGCCACCACCAUUAAACCAAACAUAUAAUAUUAAAAUAUAAAUAAUUUCGAUGCUGAUAACAGCAGGCCUGUAAUUUACAGAGCCAGUCUGUAAAAUAACACAUUCAGUUGGACUUCCAUCUUCCUAAUUUUCAUUGUUUUAAUACAUACUUCAAACAUAUAUAUGCAUUUUGUGGAUGGAUGACAGUGUUGUUUGAUUCCAACACUUCCAGUUAAGAGUGUUUCUGUCAGCACUGGACAAACUUUAUCUUUUUUUUUUAAGCUUUAACAAAUGAAAAGAUUUACUUUUCUUUUCAAUGACUCAUCUCCUCCCUACCCGGCUCGCUCGCUUCCAUUUAUGUUAAAACAUUUCUGUCCAUCACAUUGUCUGUUUAUUUCUUGAUCGUCAUCUGCAUUCAGACAAAAGGCAAGUCGAGAAGAAUUGAUUGAAAUCUAGUAGAGUUUCCACAGAGACGGAGGCAGAUUUAGAUGCGAGUGCCGGUGUGUGUACCGGUGUGUGUUACGAGGGCUCUGACAGUUUGUGACUAGUAUGAGCUGAGACGUCCUGCCCCCCACCCCCCCCUGCUGCCAUCCACGCCGCCCGCCUCCAUUGACUUGUUGUUGAUUGUGGUAAAUGCUAGUGCCUUUGCUGUAUUGUGAAACUGGAUAUUGAUUGUACUGUUGUACCGACAGGGCCUGGGGAUAGUCAGGCACUCUAUUUAUUAUUGUUGACUCAAAUCAAUCAUAUUUUUCUAUGUAAGUGCUUUAAAUAAAUUUGCCCUUUUUUAA